UAACAAUUUUCUUAGAUGAGUUAAAGAAAAAUCGCAUUAACACAACUUAGUACAAAUAUUAAUUUUUGAGUAUUCUUCUAUUCCUAGACAUUUUGCCAUAAUUUACCGUUUCCUUCUUUGUCCAACUUGUUUAUGGUUGGAGAAAGAAAUUGAGAUUUUAUCAAAAUUCUUGGGCAAGAAUCUUAAAGAAUGUUCCCACAAUUCGGUGCCACUGCGGAGACUUUGAGCAAGGCCUCAACAAUGGUGUUUCGAAUCGGCACGGAUGCCCACCUAUACGACGAUCCAGAAGAUGUCAACAUACCUCCUCUCCUCGACAGCAAAUUCGACUCGGAAAAAUGCGAAGCUCUAAAGCGCUUGCUCGCUCUCAUCGCUCAGGGCUUCGAUGUCUCCAAUUUCUUUCCUCAGGUUGUUAAAAACGUGGCGUCUCAGUCUUUGGAAGUAAAGAAGCUGGUUUACUUGUACUUGUUGCAUUAUGCUGAAAAGCGCCCAAAUGAGGCAUUGCUAUCCAUAAAUUAUUUCCAGAAAGAUUUAGGGGAUCCAAACCCAUUGGUGAGGGCAUGGGCGCUUCGUACAAUGGCAGGAAUCAGACUCCAUCUCAUUGCGCCUAUUGUUCUGGUUGCAGUUGGCAAAUGUGCAAGAGACCCAUCUGUGUAUGUGCGAAAAUGUGCAGCAAAUGCCCUUCCCAAACUGCAUGAUUUGCGCCUAGAGGAAAACACAGUGACGGUUGAAGAGAUUGUAGGGAUACUGCUAAAUGAUCAUUCCCCUAGUGUUGUUGGAGCUGCUGCUGCAGCAUUUGCUUCUGUUUGUCCAAAUAAUUUGCCUCUGGCUGGAAGAAACUUUCAAAGAUUAUGUGAAAUUCUGCCUGAUGUUGAAGAAUGGGGCCAGAUAAUCUUAAUUGGGGUUCUUUUGCGCUAUGUUAUUGCAAGACAUGGACUUGUAAAGGAAUCAGUUAUGUUUUCUUUGCACCAUUCAGAGAAUUGUAAAUCUGAAAAUGGUAGCUUGGAGUCAGAGAUGAAGUUCCCGUUGGCAGAAGACAGUAAUUAUGAAUCUGAAUUAGCACACAUGAUCUCCCACUGCUAUAUUGAAGGACCGGACAAAUAUUUAUCAAGAUUAAGUGACAUGAAUAAAGAUUUUUCCGAAAUCAGAUGGCAGUGUGUUACAUCUGUUAGAAGUAAUGAAGAUGUAAAGCUCCUUCUGCAGUGUACCGCACCAUUGUUAUGGAGCCAUAAUAGUGCAGUAUUACUAGCCGCUGCUGGGGUACACUGGAUUAUGGCAUCAAGGGAGGAUGUUAAGGGGAUUGUUAAGCCACUAUUGUUUGUCCUAAGAUCAUCCAUUGCCUCAAAUUAUGUGGUCCUUUGCAACAUUCGAGUGUUUGCCAAAGCAAUCCCCUCUCUCUUUGCUCCCUACUUUGAAGACUUUUUCUUAUGCUCUUCAGAUUCUUAUCAUAUAAAAGCGUUGAAGCUGGACAUACUGGCUUCUAUUGCAACCGAUUCAUCAAUUUCACAAAUAUAUAAAGAAUUCCAGGAUUAUAUUACAGAUCCUGAUAGGAGGAUUGCUGCUGACACCAUUGCUGCAAUUGGCAUAUGUGUGCAGCGACUUCCACAGAUGGCCCAUACAUGCUUAGAAGGACUCUUGACUUUGACCAGACAAGAAAUUUUUGCUGGUGAGUUUGGAUCUGUUGAUGGAGAAGCAAAUGUUUUGGUGCAAGCAAUAAUGUCUAUUAAAUCAAUCAUUAGGCACGAUCCACUCUGCCAUGAGAAAGUAAUUAUUCGACUGGUUCGUAGUUUGGAUUCAAUAAAGGUGCCUGCUGCUCGUGCAAUAAUCAUCUGGAUGGUGGGGGAGUACAACUCUUUAGGGAAGCUAGUUCCGAAAAUGUUAACCACAGUACUUAAGUAUCUUGCAUGGUGUUUCACUUCUGAAUCUUUAGAGACAAAGCUUCAGAUACUUAAUACUACUGUCAAGGUUUUAGUGUGUGCAAGUGGAGAAGACACUCUGACAUUUGAAAAAGUCUUAAGCUAUUUGCUUGAAUUGGCCAAAUGUGAUUUGAAUUAUGAUGUUCGUGAUAGAGCUUGUUUUUUGAAGAAACUUCUAUCGUCACACUUAGAUCACCAAGCUGCAGAAGCAGAACCAGGGGGCCUACAUAAGAAUAGAGGCUUGUCAUGCUUACUUGCAAAAUCCUUAUUUGCGGUACAAACAAAAUCAGCUCUUCCCCAGCCAAAUAAUCAUCGAAUUUAUCUUCCUGGUUCUUUAUCUCAAAUAGUACUUCAUGCUGCUCCAGGUUAUGAACCUCUCCCAAAACCUUGUAGUUUAACCAUUGAUGUUCGUGAAACAAAUGAAUCUGGUAAUCUAGCCACUAGUGAUCCUUCAGUAACAGAUGAUCUCUCAGUAUCUGGAUCAUUGGAUGAAGAAACUGCUUCGGAUUAUACCUCUCAGCUUUCCAGUGCUGGCUCUAAUGGUGGUCAUGGCAGUGAUGAAUUUGGUUCUGCAGGUGAAAAUGGCGAAAACACCAGCCCAUUGAUUCAGAUUUCAGAUGCUGGAAAUGCUUUCCAAGCCCAAAAUCAUGUUUCUCAGUCAGGUUCUGCUGAUUUUGAGGAAUUGAUGUCAAAGAGAGCUCUAGAGUCGUGGCUGGAUGAGCAGCCUGGUUUGUCAAAUGUGAAUACUUAUGAACCAAGUUCAAGAAAUGGAUCUUCAGCAAGAAUCUCCAUUGGGGAUAUUAGAGGCAAAAUAAAACGUAAAAGCUAUGUGCUCUUGGAUCCUGUAAAUGGAAAUGGACUGAGGGUGGAUUAUUCCUUUUCAUCUGAGAUUUCAAGCAUCUCAACUAUACUUGUUUGUAUAGAGGUUGUCCUCAAGAACUGUUCAACAGAGCCUAUGUCAAAUAUAACUUUAGUUGAUGAAGAAUCUGGCCAUGCCUUGGAUAGUGCAGAUCAAACUUUGACUCCAUCUGACAGCUCCACACCAUCUCAAGAUGAUGUGCCAACUUUAGCAUCUGUGGAGGAGAUCACCUCUCUGGAGCCUGAUCAGAUAAUGCAAAGAAUCAUCCACGUUCACUUCCAUCACCAUCUCUUACCUCUAAAGCUAGCUUUAUAUUGUAAUGGAAUAAGGCAUCCUGUUAAAUUAUGGCCUGAUAUUGGAUACUUUAUAAAAGCUGUUCCCAUGGAUGUGGAUGCCUUCAUCAAUGAGGAGUCUCAUCUUAAAGGAAUGUUUGAAUACACGAGAAGUUGCACUUUCAGCGAUCACAUUGGAGGGUUAAAUAACGACAAAGGUGACUGCUCGGUAGCGACAGACAAAUUCCUUGAAAUAUGCAGAAGUCUGGCAUCAAAGAUGCUAAGCAAUGCGAACAUUUAUCUUGUAUCUGUGGAUAUGCCGAUUGCUGCAAACCUUGAUGAUGCAUCAGGGUUGUGCUUACGGUUCAGCAGUGAGGUCUUAAGCACAUUGAAACCAUGCUUAAUUACAAUUACUGUCGAUGGUAAAUGCACGGAACCACUGAACAUUUCCAUUAAAGUGAAUUGUGAAGAAACUGUAUUUGGCUUGAAUUUGUUGAACCGGGUCGUCAAUUUCUUGGUUGAGCCAUCUCAUACCAACUUGUUGUAAAGCUUGUAAUUUGUAAUUGCAAUAAUUGAUUAUGGAAAAGAAAGAGGAAGAACGUGUGCCUUAGUUGACCCAAAUGUGAUUGUAUUCUCUUUAUUCCAAACAAUUAUCCUGAAUUCUUGAUUUCUGAAUUUCCAGUUGUUUUUUGUCCCUGUAUUGUACAGAAGAAAGAGUAAUGUUUGAACUGACAUGUUUGUUUUUUGCCUGAGUUCAAUGAUUGACUCAACUCUUCUAUCAGCCAA
This is a messenger RNA of Cannabis sativa, 3830 nucleotides long. Its product is annotated as AP3-complex subunit beta-A. The record is from RefSeq and is a predicted model, not a curated record. Gene Ontology annotation, cellular component: AP-3 adaptor complex; membrane coat. The coding region runs from base 190 to 3591 and encodes 1133 amino acids. The transcript has 11 exons. Lineage: Eukaryota; Viridiplantae; Streptophyta; Magnoliopsida; Rosales; Cannabaceae. Gene Ontology annotation, biological process: intracellular protein transport; vesicle-mediated transport.